Messenger RNA from Desarmillaria tabescens, 933 nucleotides. RefSeq lists its product as uncharacterized. The record is from RefSeq and is a predicted model, not a curated record. NCBI's taxonomy places the organism in Eukaryota, Fungi, Basidiomycota, Agaricomycetes, Agaricales, Physalacriaceae. Bases 1 to 933 code for a protein of 310 amino acids. The transcript has 3 exons.
AUGGUCGAAACCACUGAGACGGUCGUUCUCAAGAGCUCCAAAGCUCUCAAGGCCUACUACGAACUCCUUGUAGAACGUCGCAGAGCCGCAGCCGAGAAUCCACUGCGCAUAGGUUGGACUUUUGUUGUUGAAUUACCUCCACACCCUGCCGCCACCAACGACCGAUGCCGUCCGUUGCCACCCUAUGUGCAUAAUGGCGGUACCUUUAAGCUCAUCUUGGCGGAGGCCCCCCACCCGUUCCAGCACGAUAAGCAGUACUCCCAGGUUUGGGUCGCGGACGUCCAUACCUUAGGCCUUUGUAAAAGAAAGCUCGGCAGGGUCAUCAUGAAGAUCAUCCAGCCCUCCUUCAUCCGUCUUCCCGAUCCUGACUGGUGUCUGGAGGUGCAAGACUACGUCAGACCGUGGACUCUUUGGCGCACCGAGGACGAGGCGUAUAAGGAGCUCAAGCCGUUGGAAAGGAGUACCGUGCCAUAUUACUUUGGCAAACAAAGGGUCACGAUGCCGGCGGGGGAAGAUGCAGAGGUUUUAUUCAUGGAAUAUGUCGAAGGCAAGACGCUCCAACAGUGGAAGAAAGGCCGGCCAGCCCAUGAGAAACCCGAAGACCUGGGGGAUGCUAACGAAAUAUAUAUGAAAGAGACGAAACAGAUGUACAAGAAGGUCCUGCUCGGCGUCCACGCCUUCAACAAGCUUGGCGUCGGACACAGAGAUAUACGCUCGUCGAACAUCAUCAUUACUCCCUCCGGAGAGCCCGUGUUUAUCGACUUUGCUCGCGCGGGCUGUAAAGUCGACCCACGCAAGGUUCGGACAAUAUACAGAAAUCCUCUCAGGGCGGUCACUCUUGUUCGAAAUUGUUGUAAUCAACAUGAGGACGAAAUUAUCGAAUGGUCCAAGGCCGAGUUGGCGAAGCCUGAAACGUCAUGGAUCCGGUGUUGA